Molecule: messenger RNA, 1229 nt
Organism: Aspergillus versicolor CBS 583.65
Lineage: Eukaryota; Fungi; Ascomycota; Eurotiomycetes; Eurotiales; Aspergillaceae
Product: Zn(II)2Cys6 transcription factor
Exons: 3
Coding region: 38-1192 (384 amino acids)
Biological process (GO): regulation of transcription by RNA polymerase II; DNA-templated transcription
Cellular component (GO): chromatin
Molecular function (GO): DNA-binding transcription factor activity, RNA polymerase II-specific; RNA polymerase II cis-regulatory region sequence-specific DNA binding; zinc ion binding
Source: RefSeq, a predicted model, not a curated record
GGCAACUAAAAGUCCUUCAAGUAUACGGCAGUGGAUAAUGUCUCCAAAGACAUUUCGAUGUGGCUCUCGUGGAUGCAUUGCGAGCUACCAACGAAAAGAGCACCUCCGCCGCCACGAGAAACAGCACCACCAGCAGGCCCUCCGUUGCAUAGUCUGUGACCAUGAAUUUGGUCGAAGGGACACUCUCCGACGACACAUGCAAAAGAUACAUGACAUAUCUGAGCCUCCACAAGUCAAACGGGCAUGUACACAUUGUCGAAACCAGAAGAUCCGAUGCGAGGGAGGGAAUCCGUGUAAAGAGUGCUCCAGACGUACAAUUGACUGCUCGCGGAGUGGACAGAGAGAAUCUACCGAUGAGAGCCCACCAACACUGCGGCAAGAUAGCCCUUCACUGCAGACAAAUCACUCAGCAAAAGGAAGUCAUUAUCUGGAGCUUUACUGGGAAUUAUUCCAUUCCCACUGGCCAUUCAUACACAGGACCUCGUUUAGCGAGCACGAAACACCCCUACUUAUCCAGUCCAUGGUUGUCCUUGGUCUUUGGAUGAGCCAGGAGCCGAACGCAGAAGCAAAGGCCAUUGAGCUGCAUAAUCUCCUUGGCUCGGCUUUACGUGACCAGGCAGACGUAUGGGACGCCUUCAAAUCCGGGCAGACUUGCAACUCCCUUGCAUGGCCCCUCCCGACAUACCAGGCAAUUCUACUGCAUAUCAUAUUCGCCGGGGUCGUCAAGCCUUGUGGCGCUCUUGGCCUCGAUCUGAAGCCUUGUUUGCUCCCUGACGAUCUCGAUCUUCUUACUCGUCUUGUGGCGAGCUGCAAGAAGAUAGGAAUGUUCUAUUACCCAAACAUGCUAUUCGGAUGCUCAUUACAUAACGUAGGGCCAUUCAAUUGGGUCAUUGUGGAGGAGGUGAAGCAUUUCAACCUUGCACUGUUCAAGGUUUGGAAGGCGUUUGGCAAAUCAUCCAAGCAUGGUAUUGGCAUCGACAGUUUGCAGGUAGCUGGGUCUGCGGAUUGGGGGCUUGGACCACACGACCUGCAGUUUCCCUUGCCAAAGAAUGUGGAAUUAUGGAAUGCCAAAAGCAAAGAGGAAUGGCUGGCCGUCGGUGCAGAGAAAAUGGAGGGCCCUGAUCUAAACGACACUCUGAUGUCGGAAUGGAUCGAGAACUCAGCAGAGGUCUUAGAGGGUAUUGGUAUAUGAUUCCAUCAUUUACACGUAAAGAAAUAGAGGGUGGCUG